Messenger RNA from Fusarium venenatum, 1332 nucleotides. The record is from RefSeq and is a predicted model, not a curated record. Lineage: Eukaryota; Fungi; Ascomycota; Sordariomycetes; Hypocreales; Nectriaceae.
AUGAAAGCUCACCAUAUACGCAACUCUUCCACCAAGAUACACAAAGCCGUGGUAUCCCUCCAGAGCGAGACGCGAUGGUGUCUAACAGGGACACCAAUUCAGAAUAGCCUUGACGAUCUUCGGUCCCUGUUACAAUUUCUUCACUUUGAACCAUUAUGCCAAAGCAAGACAUUUGAAGAAUAUGUCGUCGCGCCAUUGAGAAACGAAGCGAACGAAGAUCAUAAUUUGGACCCCUCUCGAAAUCUUAGACUCUUGCUGAAAGCAUGUUGCCUCAGAAGAACUCAAGAGAAACUAAACCUACCGACAACGACGAUGUACAAGGUUCCAGUGACACCCACAGAAGUUGAGAAAGCUAUGUUCCAGAGGAUUCUCUAUGACUGUCGUCAGGAGUUUGACAUUAUGGCCGGUAAGGGCAAAGGUGUGAAGAAGUUUAAUAUCCUUUUCUCAGCGAUCAUGAAGUUUCGAAGAGUAUGUAACCAUGGAGAUACCAAGCUUCAUAUUACCACUCCGAAACAGUCAAAUUUUCUGACCGUACCUACGAUGAAACAAAUUACUUCACGCACACCUAAUGUAGAGCUAGAUUGCAAUUUUGUAGCAAUGCUACUUUGGAGCACGACUUGCUUUGUGGGUUGGACAGCUGUCUCGUCUGCAAUCGGCUUCUUUCCGAACAAAAACGUCAAUAUCGUAUCCAGAACUACAUCACCGCAGUCGAUGCACACACCAGAGCCUCCGAGUACUAAUUCGUAUUCCAUACCGUCUGUUGAUCCGUUAAGGGGACAGUCCUCGAAGAUGUCAACAGUGAUCAACAAUAUCAAAGAAUCAUGCUUAGACAAUAACUUAAAAAGCGUUUUGUUCUCUAGUUGGAGAGACACACUGGAUAUCCUUGCCACAAUGCUUAUCGCCGAGGGCAUCGCAUUUGUUCAAGUCGAUGGCCGAAACCCACUCGCGGGUCGUACUGAAUUACUUUCAAGUUUCCGACAAGAUCGUGCUAUCAAAGUGCUUCUGAUAUCAAUCAACACUGGUGCUGUAGGACUUACUCCCACAGAGGCUAAUAUGGUCCACAUCGUCGAACCGCAAUGGAACCCGACAAUUAAAAACCAAGCCAUCGCACGAGUCGUGAGAAUGGGGCAAACACGGCCAGUCACUAUAUUCAAGUACAUCAUGAAAGAUUCUAUACCGGCUAACUUUGAACAGUCUGUGUUGAAACUUCAGGAAAGAAAAACCCAGAUCAUCAAGCUUUCCAUGCAGGAUAAGAAUAAUGAUGAGUUUGAGGGGAACAUAGACCGCUUCAAGUUUGCUAUUGAUCCUCAAGAAUGGGAGAGUAGCUGCUAA